Nyctereutes procyonoides (raccoon dog) is the source of this 4897-nucleotide messenger RNA. It is a transcript of the gene CNST, whose product is annotated as consortin, connexin sorting protein. NCBI's taxonomy places the organism in Eukaryota, Metazoa, Chordata, Mammalia, Carnivora, Canidae. Gene Ontology annotation, biological process: positive regulation of Golgi to plasma membrane protein transport. The record is from RefSeq and is a predicted model, not a curated record. The transcript has 12 exons. Gene Ontology annotation, molecular function: connexin binding. Gene Ontology annotation, cellular component: trans-Golgi network; plasma membrane; transport vesicle. The coding region runs from base 200 to 2398 and encodes 732 amino acids.
CGUUCUGAAUCACAAUGUUUCACUAGGUCUCAGCAAAACAAAGAUGCCUUUAACAUACCACGCAUAGGCGGGCUACACAGAAACUCUAACCAUGAAAGAUACUGCCAAAUCUAAACAGAACUGACUCGUGACACCCAGUGCUGCUUUAAAUAUGGAAAGACUUGAUUGAAACUUAAAUGGUUCAACAAAAGAUGCUCUGAUGGAUGACAGCGGAACUCCUACAGAUAAUCUGCAGAUAGAGUCACAAGAUGGGUGCCAUCCCGGUGACGGUGUGGGACGCAUAGUGACAUGCUUGCCUUCUGCAUCGGAUGAAAAUGAAAAUCAGCUGGAGAGGGACGGGCACAAGUGUCUGAGCAGCGGUACCAGCGCCAUGGGCAAACCUGAUGUGCUUGCCCAGGACAGUAUCAACAAUAAUGAAAACUGCCCACCAAGCUGUGAGGUGGCUGUGUGGGAGAGCUCGGAGGACACUUCCUGUGAAAGCCCCAGGGAUGGGCAGGCCCUUGUGGGAAGGGACAGAAAAGUACCUGGAAAAAGAAGCACAAGAACCAAAAAAGGCAUGACUAAGAUACCACAAGAGCUCUUUGAUUUAUACUACUCUGUCCCAGCAAGGAAUGUUAUCUUAAGAGGACUUUCUUCAGGAGCUGCCACAGCUUCAAUGCAAGAAAAUGCACUAAGUGUGUCCACACAUGCUGUGAGUGAUGAAGAGUCUGCAGAAAUAAAUGCUAAUGAUCAACCAGAAGCCCCAAAGCUAGUUCUUCAGUAUCUAUUCUCACUCAUACGAGGGGAAGUAGAGCAGUUGGAUUCCAGAGCACUUCCCCUUUGCCUUCACCAGAUAGCAGAAUCCUAUUUCCAGGAGGAGGACUAUGAGAAAGCAAUGAAAUUCAUUCAGCUUGAACGACUGUAUCAUGAGAAGUUGCUCGCAAAUCUCUCUGCCAUUCAAGAAGAGUGGGAAACAAAAUGGAAAACUGUACAACCACAUACAGUUACAUCUCUAAGGAAUUCAGAAAAAGGAUUUAAUGGUGAAGAUUUUGAACAGCUUACCAAAUUUUGCACAACACAUCAAGAUCCUCUUUUAUCCAAACAUAAGAUAGCAGCUGUAGAAAAACCUCUGGGAAGGAAAUGCUUUACACAGUUAAUAGUUUCUGAGGAUCCAAAGGAAAGAGGAGCCACAGCCAAAGAGCCGGAGAGUGAAAGUUGUCUUGGCGCGGUGCCAGUGCCAGGGGGAGAAAGCCAGCGUCAUCAAGAGCAAACCCGGGAGAGGAGUAGCCCCUGCUGUCCUCACAUGGACAGGCUGGCCGAUCCCCCGCGCCUGCCUGUAACUUCAGGGAAGGACCACGGGGGGGAGGAGCCGCUCUGCAGCGCCGAGGCCCCGCGGGAACUGCCCGCCCAGUCCUGGGACGCCUGCGAGGAUGACAGCCGCCUGCAGCUGCCUCUCCUGGGGCCCAGCGGAGAUGUGGCCACAAUAGGCCUGGCUGCAGACCCCGCCGUGGCGCUCCCCAGCGAGUCCAUGAGAGAGCCGCUCAUCUCCCCCGGCUCUGACCUCAUAGCACCUGCGCUGAUCUCCGAGGGAAGAUAUUCACAGACUCACAGAAAGGGACUCCGUUUACCACUUAAGGAUGCUUCGGAGGCGUUGCCCACGGACCGACUGGAACAUAGGGAAUUCAAUGAGCUGCAGCAACCCGAUCUCCCAGACAGCGAUGGAAAAUCACCGCUGGGGCCGCCUGACCCCCAGCGCUCUGAGAGCGCAUUUGGUGAGGGUAAUAAGGUGUCUGUCUUAAGUGCAGCUCCUCCAGGGGUGUGUAUGGCCCCGGAGGAGGUGGUGGAUGAGGACGAUCGAGUCAGCAGAGAGACUGAAGACUAUUUGAACAGCCUUUUAGAAGGUUGCUUAAAAGACACCGAGGACUCCCUGUCCUGUGAAGAGAACCAAGAGGAAGACUCAGACCUCCUUCCAGAUCUUUCUCCUGAAGAAGCCUCCUACAGUCUGCAAGAGGAUCUGCCUUCCGACGACAGCUCUCUUUCUCUUGAUGACCUCGCAAAAAGGAUAGAGAUUGCAGAGGUUGUCCCUGCUGAAGGAUUGGUCUCUAUAUUGAAGAAGAGGAAUGAGAGUGGAGGAGACCAUCCUGCCCAAAUGCAGCAGAAACCAUCGAAGCGAAGAGUAAGGUUCCAGGAGAUCGAUGAUGACUUAGAUCAAGAUGAAGUUGGAGGUGGUUCCUGUAUUUUACUGGUCUUGCUGUGCAUAGUGACGGUGUUCCUCAGUGUUGGGGGAACUGCAUUGUACUGCACUUUCGGUGACAUGGAGUCCCCCAUGUGUACAGACUUUGCAGACAACGUGGACUUCUAUUACACCAAGUUACUGCAGGGAAUGGCAGAACUGAAACACUGGAUCUACCUCUCCUAGCAGCACGCAAGAGGCACAGACAUGCUGGCAGUGAAAAAGAGUGAAACUUUCCAAACAGCUUUUAUUUCAGGAGUUCUGUAACAUGCGUCCCUCCCCCAGUGAAGAGCCCUGACCAUCCAGAAAUGGCAGCUUUAAAUGGUAAUCCUGAGGAGCUCUCAGAGUAAUCCACAUACUGAGGCAGAUGUCCGUUUGAGCAUCGUGGAUGGGAGGAAUGGUCUUUGGAGGGCACGUCCCCUGCUCUGUGCUGCUUCCUAGUGUAGUGAGCUAACCUGAGCAGAGUUCAAGGGCACUGUUGCAGCCGCAUCAUUUUUAGCUGCCUUGUCAAGCUAAUAGUUAAAGGACACUUGGUUUACAUUUGUUAGUCCAAAGACAUUGCUUCCAGCCAUCACGCAAUAAGUUUGUGUAUAAUCAAAAGGAGUUACCUUACAGUUUCAUUGUCUUUUUUUUUUUUUUUUUUUUUUUUUUUUUUUAGUUAACCUUGGGAGCUGUGUAAUUUAGGCUUUUUUUUGUGCAUUAUUUCCAGAUUCCAUUUUCCAUUUGUGAAAUGAUUGUGUGUGUGCACACACACGAGCAUGUGUGCACACACACAUGCAUGCAUGUCUGUUUCAAAUGGUUAUCAUAAGCAGAUACCCGACACAGAGUAACAAAGAUGAUCUUUAUUUGAACCUGACUGUAGAUGUGCAGGCACAAAUACAAGGCUUAACUGUGGAACAGAUGAAUGGUAGAAAUCUUGGCCCUGAAAUCAGACAGUGUGGUAGAUCUGUGACAAUUAAUUUGAUUAACUAGACAGAAAUUAAUCACAGGCCUAGAAGUAAAGAGGAAAAAGUAAAGAGGAAAAUGUAAAGAGCUUCCUCUCAGUCUGAGCACGCCACUUCAUUGUGGAUACAGUGCUUCCUGGGGUAUGAUGAAUGCUGGACUCACUUCUCAGGACAUGAACACCUAUUUAUUAUGCUUUGAAAAUAUAAGAACCAGAAUACAAAGAUAAGAUGUUAGUUCCUGCUCUAAAUGUUUUAAUUCUGGUCUUAUGUAAAAUAAACUUCUACUUUCACAAAUGCAAUUAAAUCACAAUAUAUAAUUCAGUAUUAACAAAUCACGCGUUCAGAUGUUUGAAUGUGCAUUCAUAUCAUGGGUUUGAUUUAGACCUCUUAUGGGGUCAUGAAGCUAAAAUUCAAUCAAUCAUAUCUUAAAUAAGUGUCAGAUUUUUGUUUAAAUGUGUCAGUUCAGUGGCAUUUCCUUUUCUAAGGUAUAGUCUAACAUUUAGAAAGCCUUGCUUUGGCUUUUUAUAGCAUAGGCAGCAUUUGAACAGAAACAGGACACAUGAAUUCUAGUUUUUUAGCAAAUGAUCAUCGUUUUGUAUUUUUUGUUUAGAUCAUUUGAAAGAAAAAGGGAGAAAUUACUUUCUAGUUGUUACUGGCAGGUACAGUAGCUCCCUGUGUGUUUCUGCUUAUUUAUUUCAAUCAUGUGAAUUUUAAAGGGCUUUUUAUAUAAGUUGGAAGUGUGUUGUUGAGCAUGCAUUCGGUUAUCCCAAUGCUACAUAUUUAAUUGUUAUGUACUUAGUGUUUUGAUUUUCUAUAAUUUCAGUUCAGUGUAUUUUUAGGCUUGUUAAUUUUUGAGUUGAUGUUUUAUUUACACUUAUAACACUGACCUAUCUCUUUCAUGUCACCAUAAACUGUAAUAUUUUCAAGAAUUAUAGAUCAAAGAUAUUUAUUUAGAAGUGUACAAGAUACUGAAAUUUAGAUUCCUUAUACUUAAGGCUGAUUUUAUUAGAGGAUUAUUUUAAUGUUCUAUAAUAAAUUUUAAGAAUUUGUAUUCAGAUUGUAUGUAAAAUAUGUAAAAUGUUGAUGGUACUAUCUUAUGUGGUUCUAUAAAAGACAUUCACAAAGUCUGCUGUGAGGGGUAUCCCCAUCAUAGAUGAACCUUUUCUGUUUAACCCUCGUGAUUUCUAGUUACAGGAAUUUGGUGGUGGUGAUUUCUGCCAAUUUUAUGUCAAGAUAAAUCAGAAUUUCCCUCCUGUUCACCUCUUUUAGGUCACUGUCAAAGUCCUAAAUAAUCUCUAGUGUCAUAUUUGUCUAAAGGCUGCCAGGGCCACUGCCUCUGAAACCGAAGCUCUCACCCCAAGGCAUAAGGACUGAGAUCUCCUACCUGGUUCUCUGGGCCCAGCUGAGUAUCAGAGAGGCCAUGUGUGUACUCACCACUUCCCGGGGAGGGCAAGGUGAGCUCAGGAGCUAAUUGAUAUCUUGACUUAAAAUAAGCAUGAAAUGUCAACUAGAAAAAUUAGGGCAACUUUAAAAAAAUGUAAUAGUCAUUUAUUGCAUGAAUUGGAUUAAUUCCAUCUGGUGAUAAAAAAGAAAAUUGUUAUCUCAUGCAUAAAAAAUUCAUUCCAGUUUUACUACAAUGUAAUCUUUUUCUGCCAUUUGAAAGUACUGACAACUAUUUGUAACUAAUCUUCCUUAAAAACUGUAUUUGAGGGUAACAGAUCAAGCUUGUAAUUUAAAAUUA